Cornus florida is the source of this 4112-nucleotide messenger RNA. RefSeq lists its product as uncharacterized. Lineage: Eukaryota; Viridiplantae; Streptophyta; Magnoliopsida; Cornales; Cornaceae. The transcript has 15 exons. Gene Ontology annotation, molecular function: phosphatidylinositol binding. Bases 446 to 3817 code for a protein of 1123 amino acids. The record is from RefSeq and is a predicted model, not a curated record.
CGCCACAUUAUUUUAUCUACAGAGUGGUAGCUUAUUAAAGCCCAAACAAGACCUACCAGUACUGGGCAGUUGAAUUUUGAGCGAGAAAGUUAGAGAGAGAAAGCCAAGGAGACAAACACAUAUAUACACUCAUAAAACCUAAUAGUCUUUGCCGUCAAAGACGAUUGAUUGCAUUCAGAAAGUCUCCGAUUCCUGAUACUCAUCUUCUCGAUUUUAUCAAUUUUGCCCUAAUUUUUUCAUGCACAUUCAUUGAUUGCGUUUCUUGUAGUUAGUGGAAGUGUUUGGUUCGAUCAUACACACAGGAUAAUGUACGGAGCCUGAUGUCUGAAAGGGACAUGAGAAUUACAGAAAGGAAGUGCUUGGAUUGAGACAUUGAUUGUUUGUGUGUGUGUGUAUAUAUAUAUUCGAUGAGUGUUAUUGUGUGAAGAUUGAUCUUAGGUCCAAAAUGAGAACCGAGAAGCAGUCGGUGACGGUUCGGGACCUUGCCGAGGAAGGAAAGAAGCGAAUUGUUUUUCUGAUCAUAUGCGUGGUUGGAUUGUCGUAUCUCAUGUCUUUGACAAGCUCCUCAGUUUGGGUCAACUUGCCUGCUGCUGCCUUCCUAAUUAUCAUCCUUCGGUAUUUGUCUCUGGAUUUUGACAUGCAGAGGAAAGCCGCAGUGUACAAGAGCAAAUCAGCAUCAGCAAAUAUUUCCUCUCAGAAGAAACCUUUUGAAGGUCCCAAAGUCAUCAUUGAGAAUUCUGACUGGAGAAGAAAAGUGAAUUCCCCUGCUGUUGAGGAUGCAAUAGAUCAGUUUACCAGGCAUCUAGUUUCUGAGUGGGUGACAGAUCUCUGGUACAAUCGCAUAACACCUGAUAGACAAGGUCCAGAGGAGUUGGCGCAGAUCAUAAAUGGCGUUCUUGGAGAAAUUUCAUGUCGCAUGAGGAACAUAAAUCUCAUAGAACUUUUGACAAGGGAUAUUAUUAAUGUUAUUUGCACACACCUGGAGCUUUUCCGUGCAAGUCAGGCAAAGAUUGAGAAGCAGGAAUUGGGGUUGCUGACCAUUGAACGUCGAGAUAUGGAACUCAAAAUCGUACUGAAUGCCGAGAACAAAUUGCACCCUGCUUUGUUUUCUGCUGAGGCUGAGCACAAGGUUCUGCAGCAUUUGAUGGAAGGUCUUAUUUCUCUCACCUUCAAGCCUCAGGAUCUGCAGUGCUCAUUGUUCCAUUAUAUUGUUAGGGAGCUUCUUGCUUGUGCAGUAAUGCGACCAGUGUUAAACCUAGCUAGCCCAAGGUUUAUUAAUGAAAGGAUUGAAUCCCUAGUUCUUUCUUUAAGCAAGGCUGAAAAAGGAGCUACUACAGCACAAGUGGCGUCACAGGCCAAACCAAAUGGGUCUUCUAGAAUAUCAUCUGAUUAUUUUUCUCGGUUUCUGGAUCCUUCUGUUAAAGGUGUUGAACUUGUGCAGUUAAAAAAGGAUCAAUCCAAAACUGCAGCAGAGAAACUUGUGACGGGCAAUGUGAAUGGAACACCACUCUCAAAGGAUCCAUUGCUUUCUGUUGAUGCUCGGUCUACUCUUUCUUGGUCUUGUUUGCCAUCAGACUCCCAGACUGCUGGUAGAAAGGGCACUGAACGACAUCACUCUGGAGGAGAAUGGGGGGACAUGUUAGAUUUGAUGUCCCGUAGAAAGACUGAAGCACUUGCUCCGGAGCAUUUUGAAAAUAUGUGGACAAAAGGGAGAGAUUACAGAAGAAAGGACAAGGCAAAGCAGUCUAUCAAUCCAGUCUCACAAAGUUCUUCAGCAAAAAUAUCUAAACCAAUGGAUCAUUCGAAGGCAUUGUCUAGGCAGAAAGAAAAGGAUACCAGUGCUGUUCAUAGUUGGAACACAUCAAGUCAUUCUUCAAUUACUUCUUAUCUAGAAGACGACGAUCACAAUCACAUGCGUGUGGAGGAGGAGGAUUCAGGGAGCAGUUGUUCUUAUACUUCUGAAGAUGAAGAAACCAGCACCGUAACAGGACUUGAUUCUCCUGGUACUAAAGUUUGGGAUGGUAAAAGUAAUAGAAAUAUUUCUGUUUCUCACAUUCAUCAUCCACUUGAAAGUUCUGAAGGCCAUAAGACAAGAAAGGCAGUUAAAGGGCUUGUUCAUUCUCAAAGAACGCCAAGUACACAGUCUGGGCGGAAGAGGUCUAGAUUAAGCAGUCAGAAGGUGCACGUCUGGCAAGAGGUUGAGAGAACAACUUUCUUAUCGGGGGAUGGGCAGGAUAUUCUGAAUUCCUCUAAAGGAAAGGUGAAAUCGGAGGACUCUUCUGAUGAUUCUGAGACGGAAAUGUUGGGUAGAAUUCACAGUGGAGCAACUGCUUCUUCCUCUGCGUCUUUGAUUUCUGUGCCUGAAAGGCAUGUUUUGGCUACUAAUGCCCCAAAAAACUCAUUGUUGGGAGAUUCCUUUUUGAAGUUAAGAUGUGAGGUAUUGGGUGCCAAUGUUGUGAAGAGUGGCUCUAGAACAUUUGCCGUUUAUUCCAUAUCUGUUACGGAUGUAAAUAAUAAUUGCUGGUCUAUCAAAAGAAGGUUUCGACAUUUUGAGGAACUUCAUCGGCGUCUUAAAGAGUUUCCAGAGUACAAUCUUCUUUUGCCACCUAAGCAUUUUCUGUCAACAGGUCUUGAUGUGCCUGUCAUUCGAGAGCGGUGUAAAUUGCUUGACAAGUAUUUGAAGAAGCUUCUGCAGCUUCCAACAAUUUCAAGAUCAAUUGAAGUUUGGGACUUCCUUAGUGUUGAUUCUCAGACAUAUGUAUUCUCAAAUUCUAUAUCUAUCAUUGAAACAUUCUCAGUUGAUCUGGAUGAUACAGCACGUGAAAAAAGUAAAGUGGUUAACAAUAUUGCUGGGUGCUUACCCGAGCUCUUAUCCCCCAGAAGAGAAUAUUCAAGUACGGAAAUCAAGGAAUCUGCAAUACAGAAGCAUAAUGUUGCGGCUGAUGAGUCAAGAUUGGACCCAAAACUUGUAGUUCAUUCUCCAUCAAAAAAGCCUUUGAAAGAUCUUGGGAAGCCAUUUGAGGAUUCAGGUAGUGACUCUGAUAAUUUGGUGCAAAUGAAUAAAACUGCAACCAGAAACUUGGGGAAGACGGUAAAGGGAAGUGAUGGUGAUGGUUUAAUAGUAUCAUCCGAGUCACUAAUUGAUUCUGCUACCGAUCCAACCUUCCCUUCCGAGUGGGUGCCGCCAAAUUUAAGUGUCCCCAUACUAGAUUUGAUUGAUGUCAUUUUCCAGCUUCAAGAUGGUGGAUGGAUCAGGCGGAAGGCUUUCUGGGUGGCCAAACAGGUAUUACAACUUGGAAUGGGUGAUGCCUUUGAUGAUUGGCUAAUUGAGAAAAUCCAACAUUUGCGCAAGGGAUCAGUGGUUGCUUCGGGAAUCAGACGUGUUGAACAGAUACUCUGGCCUGAUGGAAUAUUCAUAACAAAGCAUCCAAAACGUCAACGGCCAAACCUCUCCGGGAAUCCAUCAGCCCAAUGUUCACCUCAUGGUCAACCUUCCACACCGCUAUCUUCACCAAAGAAUGAGGUCAUCCAGAAACUGGAUGAGGAGCAACGGAAGGAAGCUGAACGUCGUUCAAAAUUUGUAUACGAACUAAUGUUUGAUCAUGCACCAGCUCCUAUUGUAGGUCUUGUUGGUCGUAAGGAGUAUGAACAAUGUGCCAAGGAUCUCUAUUACUUUCUUCAGUCAUCUGUAUGUCUGAAGCAGCUGACAUUUGACCUUCUUGAAUUGCUGCUCUUGUCAGCAUUUCCGGAGCUGGAUUAUGUCUUCAAGCAGUUGCAUGAAGAAAAGCACAAAUUUGGAGUAUAUAAGCCAAAUUAAUUGGGAUAUUACUUCCUAAGAUAAUUUUUAGAGAUUCAAAGUGAUUAUUCUACACAGGUUCCAUUAAUUUUUUUUUUUUUUUUGUUAGAAAAAAGGCAGAUAUAGUUCAUUUUUCUUUUAUAUGUGUUGCAACACCCUGCAACAUUUUUUUCUAGGUUUGUUGAUAAUUUCAGAUUGUCGGUUCUUUUCUUUUUUUUCUUCUUGGAGGGGGUACUUUAUUUUAAUUUGAUGGAACCAAUUUGUAAUUAACAUUUGAUAGGGCAUUUAAGGGAAUUAUGUGCAAGUAUUCUUUCGA